Ilyonectria robusta is the source of this 1360-nucleotide messenger RNA. RefSeq lists its product as uncharacterized. Gene Ontology annotation, biological process: regulation of transcription by RNA polymerase II. Lineage: Eukaryota; Fungi; Ascomycota; Sordariomycetes; Hypocreales; Nectriaceae. The transcript is spliced from 2 exons. Bases 74 to 1360 code for a protein of 428 amino acids. The record is from RefSeq and is a predicted model, not a curated record. Gene Ontology annotation, molecular function: DNA-binding transcription activator activity, RNA polymerase II-specific; zinc ion binding.
CGACAUACAACAAUCUCACCCUCGGUUACUUCUUUUGAACAAGCUCCAUCUCGGAUGCUCCUACAGUCAAACAAUGGAUGCUGCAGCUCAGUUCAAGGUGGUUUCCCAGGGCGAUUAUGCCCGAAAGAUUCGAGCUUCGCAGCAUCGCCCUUCGCACACAAAGUCCACGUCCGGCUGUCUGAUGUGUAAGGCGAAGAAGGUCAAGUGUGACGAAACGAAGCCAAUAUGUGUCAGGUGCCAAAGAAAUGGCCGGCAGUGCGCUUAUCCCCAGUCAGGAAUUUGCAAAGCUACCCCAUCCUACUCAACCUCCAUGAGCCGUCAAAAUCCAGGUAGCGCUUUAUCUGUCCUAAGCGCCGUUACCAUUAUCUCUUUCUCCUCUCCUAGUGCAAAGAACGGUACCCCCAGUGUGUAUCUCAUGCAGCAUUUACAUCAAGACUGGGGCCAAAUAUUCGACAUCCCCUGCAGCCCAGAAAUCCUCUCGUUGUUUAAAUCGCACUCCCUCGUCCGCAACACCAUCCUCGCCAUCACGGCGUGUCAUCUUCGACAUGUUUCGCCUGGAGUCAUUCACCAUCGAGUAGCGGAACAUUUCCAGCAGUCCCUCGCGCUUCACGACUACCAGGCCACUCUAGAUACACCUCGGCAGGAGCUGGGCCAGUCCGAUGUGGAUGUGCUGCUUGUGAGCGCCGUCUUGCUGAACAUUCUGGCCCUUACACUUCCAGAAUCCGAGACUUCUGAAGUGAGUGAUUCAUGGGUUUUCAGUCUUCGCCAGGACAGACUGGGCUGGCUAGCCUUGCAGGCCGGUCUUCGGCCAUUGAUCGUGUCCAUGUGGGGACAGGAGGAGGCAAAUCUGAAAAGAUCAUUGGAUUUUCUUAGUAGAGUUUUUCUCGGGGUCGGCAAUGGGGACUGGGCACCGGUGCGGCCGACUCAUAAUCUGGACGGAGUCCCUGACACUUGGAUUAAAGUCUUUGGUCUCGACAAAGGCCCAGAUGAUGAAAACGAGGAAAACGAGGACGAUAUUUUCCGCGCGCCCGUUACAGUCUUGAUAUGGUUACGAAAGCUGGAGCCCGUUCGAAAAAAUGUCUUGCUCAACUUCACAUUUCUUAGCAAGAUGAACACAAAACUCCGCGACAUGCUGUUCACCAGAGAUGAGAGAGCUAUGUGGUUGUUUGGAUAUUGGCUAGGACUUAUGAGCGGAUUCAAAGGUGUAUGGUGGUGUGAUAAACGUGUGGAGAGGGACUAUCAAGCGAUUCUCAUAUGGCUUGAGCACCUCCGUCUUGAUGACCGACCUGGGAUUGAAGGGAAGUUGUGGAAAGAAUUGAUGAUGGAUAUUAAAUUAGCGCCGGUAUUUAUUCAGUUGUGA